Molecule: messenger RNA, 1835 nt
Organism: Scutellospora calospora
Lineage: Eukaryota; Fungi; Glomeromycota; Glomeromycetes; Diversisporales; Gigasporaceae
Source: the annotation of a GenBank genome assembly
AUGACUAAGAUACCAGAGGACAAAAUAUUUAAUUUUUUCCAAGAAAGUUAUAUAAAAGUUACGCCAGCUCAUGUUCUUAUGACAUAUUAUGUAUUGACUUUAAAUGAUGUUGCUAAAGAGAAGAAGUUGAAUUAUGUUCAGAAUUCUGAUCAACAAAAAACAGAAUCGAAAAAUUCCGCGAAUAAAAUUAAUGAACCUAAAUGCCUAAAUUAUAAGUUGACUGAAUUAAUUCCUGCAAGAAGGAUUUUAUUUGAGGCAGGAAAAUGCAAUAAUGGCUAUGCUUAUCGCAAUAUUUAUCCUGAACUCCUUGGCCUUAUGGCUAGUAACUAUCCGGAGAUAUUCGACAUUGAAAGUUUUCUCAUUGAGGAAGAUCGUGAAACUGGUAUUCCACUUAACAAUAUUGAAAAUGUUGUAAUGACAUUAAUAACCGAAUUAGACGAUUCAACAGAAAACGUCUUAGCUUUAAAAAAAUUAGAAGCAAUUGCACCUGAAUAUUUACUUAUACAGUCCGAUUCUCUCAUUCUGCAUCUAUUACCCAAAUUAUUAAAACAAUUACAAAAUUCUGAAAUGCUGAAUUCAAUACUUGAAAUCUGGCAUUUAUUAUACUCUAUCCACCCUCACAAAGCUGCGUUAUUAUUCAUAAACGCUGUACGAAGCGAAGAAGACAGAGAUGCAUGCUUCGUAGAGCGAGAUGUCAUGCUUGAUCCGCUUGUUAUGUUUCGUUGUGAUAGUCAAGUGUUUCGAUGCCCACAAAUAUUUCAGAUAUUUUUAAAGGUCUUGAAAUUUUACAUGGUUGGUUCACGUCUUAGACUACGACGCGCAUGGCAGGAUGAACUUACUAAUAAGGCAAUUUUAUUGUUUACUAUUGAAGCCUUUCCUUUGAAUAAGCUUAAUUAUAUGAUUAGUAGUCAGGAGACUCUUUUAUUGUCACUUUUAAUGAAAGAAUGUGAAACAAAACCAUCAGACUCUCAAAAUCCUGAUAUAUUGGACCCAAUUCGAAAUGCCGCCUUUCGUUUUCUCCAUCACAUGUUUAUUGAAAACAUGGAAUCAUUAAGAAGUUUACAUUUUUUGGGUUAUGCGACCGAUUUGAUUCCUUUAACGACUCGCAAAAUUGAGUCCAUGCAUUUAUGUGUAUUUUGGGCGCAUGAAUUAAUAUUGCACGAAGAUCCAAAAAAGCAAUUGUUCGGCUUGUGUUUAGCAGGUCAAUUAUGCGAAGUUUGGCCAAUGCCUUCAACGUUUAACCUUGCCAAACACUACAUUAUCCCAACAAUCAGGCGUAAAACUCUUGAAACACCCGAAAACGUUUUAUCUGAAGAGGGUAAAACCAUUUUGCCUAUCUUGGUUCUAUUAUAUAAUGUAUUUAAUAAUCUGAAAGAAGAAAUUUUGACAUUGUUGCGAGCGCUUGAGAACAAAUUCAGUUCAUCAAGAGGUUAUGCAACUACUUUCGGUGCAAAACGUAAAUCACAAAUAGUCGUUUCCUACUUAUUGACGUCUAUUGGCAAAAUUCCAAAGAGUACAAAGAUGGAUCGUGUUAGAGAAAUUUUACCGCAUGAUAAUAUUGAAAAUAUUUUAAAAAAUAAUAAUAAUAAUAAAAUUACAAACUUGCAAAAAAACAAUUCAUUACCUCAACUUUCUGAAAAUGACAUAGAGAGUAAUAUUUCAGAUACUGAUGAUGAUGACUAUAUUAAUAGUAGUGAUGAUAUAGACGAAUUUAUGGUAAAUUUAAAUCAGAUUUCUGAAAAAUUAAUAGAUGAUAUUUAUGUACUUGAUGUAAAUAGUGAGGAAACUAUUCCAACACUUAUAGAUAUAUUUGAUUCAAAAGCUGUUGAAAAAUC